Microbotryum saponariae is the source of this 1053-nucleotide messenger RNA. The record is from the annotation of a GenBank genome assembly. Lineage: Eukaryota; Fungi; Basidiomycota; Microbotryomycetes; Microbotryales; Microbotryaceae.
AUGCCUUUCGUCAAGACGGUCAAGAACGACGCCUACUUCUCGCGAUACCAGGUCAAGUACCGCCGUCGCCGCGAGGGCAAGACCGACUACUACGCCCGCAAGCGUUUGGUCGCCCAGGCCAAGAACAAGUACAACUCGCCCAAGUACCGUCUCGUCGUGCGCAUCACCAACAAGGACAUCAUCUGCCAGAUCGUCUCGGCCAAGCUCCAGGGCGACGUCGUCCUCACCGCCGCUUACGCCCACGAGCUCCCCCGCUACGGCAUCGAGCACGGUCUCACCAACUGGGCCGCCGCUUACGCCACCGGUCUCUUGGUUGCCCGACGAGCCUUGACCAAGCUCGGUUUGGCCGACAAGUACGAGGGUGAGACCGAGCCCACCGGAGAGUUGCAAAUGACCGAGGCCAACGACGACGGACCGCGCCCGUUCAAGUGCUUCCUCGACGUCGGAUUGAAGCGCACCUCGACCGGUGCCCGUGUCUUUGGUGCGCUCAAGGGUGCCUCCGACGGUGGUAUCUUCUUGCCCCACUCGGCGCAGCGAUUCCCCGGAUGGGACUUUGAGGCCAAGGAGUUGGACGCCGAGACCCUUCAACGCUACAUCUACGGUGGUCACGGUGAGUUGGCCGUGUCGGGCGAGCGAGCGAUGACAAGGCAUGUCACUGAUCUCUUUUGCUCCGACUCGUCCUUGCAGUCUCCGAGUUCAUGGAGACGCUCGAGGAGGAAGAUGAGGAGCGAUUCCGAAAGCACUUUUCGUCCUACCUUGCCCGUGCGUUCUGUCUCUCCGCUCCUUUUACGUCACGAACCCUUUUCCUCAUCCCCCACUCUCUGCUCCACAGACGACAUUGGAUCGGACGACAUUGAGGAUAUUUACAGGUCCGCGCACGAGAAGAUCCGCGAAUCGCCCGAGGCCCAGAUCACGGACAAGGCCGAUUUGGCCAAGUGGAAGGAGGCGUCGAGGAAGACGCACCCCAAGAAGUUGACGCUGCAGCAACGCCGCGAGCGCAUCCAGGAGAAGAAGGACGCCUGGCUCGCGAGCCGUGGCAACGACGACGAGUAA